UAUAUUUUCUAACCCGGAAACCCUCGGCCUUCAUCAUCAGAGUUCUCUCGCGGCGAGAUCACAGUUGCAGUUACUCUGGUGGCCAGGAUCACAUUUGCCCAAACCUAACUCCUCCCACGACCUCGUUCUGUGAAUUCAGAAUUACACUUCAGGUUUGGCGUAUCAUGAACCUCUUUUUAGAUCGUAGUUGGAUGGCACGACGAAAGUUAAGUACUCAAAUAGGUGCUACAACUGAAUUUAAAGCUGGUUGCCAAGUGUUUUUGGAUUACGCAUAUAGUCACCCGGAAUGUUUGAAUGAAAGGAAGAAAAUACGAUGUCCAUGUUUGAAAUGCAAGAAUGUUAAUUAUCUGGACAGAGACACGGUGAACUACCAUUUGCUUGUCUCUGGGUUCAUGAGAAAUUAUGAAGAAUGCUGGUGGGCACAUGGGCAGAAAAGAGAUGGUGGGCUUACUACAAACAAUUCGGUCAAUAGUGCUAAUAAUCGCUUUGACUGCUGGAUCAGUCUUGCCAGCGAAUGUACUAUCUCUAGCUAUGGGACCAGACAAGGAUCAAGUCAGUUGUAAUGGUUACAAGGUAAAUGGUUAUGAAUUUCAUACCAAGGCAUAUGGGUUCGGUAAAAGAACAACAAACUCAGGAGUGUGUCUCCAAGGGGAUAGUUGCAAUGAACUUAAUCAAGUAUUUUAUGGGGAGUUGGAAGAAAUCAUAGAGUUAUCUUACAAGGGUACAUAUGGGGGUCAUAUUAACUUGCUCAAGUGUCGUUGGUUCGACUUAGAAAAAGGGAGACGUGUUGAUAGACAUGGAAUUGUUGACAUCGACCUCUAUAAGUCUGCAUACUCUAAUGAACCGUUCGUUUUACCAACUCAAACUACACAAGUGUACUACACUCCUACUCCUGGUAGAAAAAGGGAUAGGCCACCUGCAAACUGGCAGGUUGUAAUACAUACCCCCGCACGUAGACGUGAAGAAGUAAUUGCUGGGGAUGUUUAUCAAGAGCAGACGCUUCAUAGACCAAAUGUGAUUAAUGUGGAAGAUGAUGAAGUAAUCCAAUUAGAUGAUGAAAAUGAAGCACAUGAAAUAGAUCCCGAGUUAUUACUUGUAGCGGAUGACAUUGAUACAGACAACGAAGAGUUAUUGACAGACACAGACACUGAAAUAGACACCGAAGAAGAUGAUGGUUAUGAAUCUGCAAAAGAAGAUGAUUCUGACUCCGAUAGCUCGGACAAUGGCUCCUAAACAUGAUCUGGAUACUUAGUAACAUAAAUAUUAGUUCUUGUUGAGAUUUAUAUUUAUUGAUACAUUCAAAACUUUCAUUAUAUCAUGGAUGAUGUUCAACACCAUUGGUUAAAAAGUUUUUAUUACAUCUUUAGAGUUUAUGUAAAUUACUAAAACCAUAAGUAUAUUGCGAUAUUAUCGCUACAUUUCUGGUUCAUAUAAAAACAUUAAGAAAAUUCAUUAUUUAGUAUAUGAAUAUUUGCAAUAAUACAACUUACAUGUUGACAUUGUUUUUAGCCUAUUAUUUGUUUUUAUAUUGUUCCAAUUGUAUAUCUGUGGUUAGGGUAAAGAAUCAUGCCUAAAUAGUAAUUGAUUCUUUUGAUAUUUUAAUGAUAGUUGGAUAUAUAUAUAUAUAUAUAUAUAUAUAUAUAUAUAGUCCAUGAUUCUUGCUUCUGCUAGUUGCCUCACGACUUGUUAGAUAUAUACUUGUAAAACAUUAUAUAAUCCACGGGUCUAAUAAUAUGCAUUGACUAUAUAUCUAUAUGUUUGCCCUUGCUUAUUUCCCCAUCUUUGUUACAUGUAUACAGAUGGAUUCCACAGCUCCUAAAAAGUGUGGCUUGGGUAGGGGCCCCACUCAAAUCCCCAGGGCACCUACUAACCCAGACGACCGGGAGCUUAUUCAACUUCGUCAAACCCCAUAUAACGUUGAUUUUGCAGAUCAUAGAAUCGUGAAGUGCAUCUCUCAGCUGUGCCUUCAGAAUUGGCCUACCCCUGCCAUUAGGUGGGCUAGCACACCUACAGCACAUAAGGAUGCAGUAUGGGCUGAAUUUCAGAAACGAUACAGGUGGGCGGAUGAAGACGGUCCUACUAUUUCUGAUCUGUUUUGGAGAAAAUGUGCAGAUUGAACCAAAGACAAUUUGUCAAAAGAGCGCACAAAAGCCCUGCAGAAUGCUAGCAAUGAAUUUCCAGGUCAAGGGGAUUUGCACAUGCAUAAGUUUAACCCAUGGUGGUGUAGCGCUGAUAUUUUGGCUCAGAUGUGUGCUCAAUGGACAGAGCCUGAGUUUGUGCACAAAAGUAAUACUGCCUCGGGAAAUAGAUGUGGAGGUGCUGAGAAGGCAAAAGGUACAUACAAGGGAGGUAGUAUAUCCCAGGGGCAGCAUAUGGCUAACAAGGAGUCUCAAUCUCAGGGUACUAUCAACUGGUUGGAUGUGUACGUGGCUACUCGUGAAGGCAUACCUGCUGCUCAGGAAGUAGCGAAAAAUUAUCGCACUUUAGUUGCUGAGCGCUAUCCUGAGGGCACUCAGCCCCCGCAUAUUGAUCAGGAGCUUUGGGAGAGGGCCUCUAUUGUGAAGAAGAACUAUGUCAAGGGUCAGGGACAACGAAGACGCCCAUCUAUCUUUGGCUCAACCUGUAGCACACAGUCUUCACAGUCACCGAGUCAUCCACCUGUUCAUACUCCUGCUGACUGUGUUCGAGCUAUAUGUCAGGAUCGAGCGCUUCUUCGUGUAUUAGGAGGACAUCUGGGGCUUAUGGAUCCUGAUGAGUUAGCUCGUGCUGUGGCUGAGGCAGCAGCAUCGCAGCAAAGUGAUGGUAGGCAGGGUGAUCGUGAUGACCAGGAUGCUGAUGAUUAUGAUCAUGAUGCUGAUAUUGGAGGAUCUUAGUGUAUCAACAAAGUGAUGGUCGUAAGGGUGAUCAUGCCGAUUAGGAUGCUGAUGUUGGAGGAUCUUCGAGUAUUUAGGUGUUAGUAUUGUACUGCUUGGAUGAUAUUUGGAACAUAUGGUUGUGUUGCUGAAAUUUUAAGGAUAUUGAUGUAAACUUUGAUGUUAAUUAAGAUUUCUUCUAUUGUCGGGUUAUUCAAUGCCAUCAUCGUGAAAUUGU
Daucus carota subsp. sativus is the source of this 3090-nucleotide messenger RNA. RefSeq lists its product as uncharacterized. The record is from RefSeq and is a predicted model, not a curated record. The transcript is spliced from 9 exons. The coding region runs from base 2199 to 2873 and encodes 224 amino acids. Lineage: Eukaryota; Viridiplantae; Streptophyta; Magnoliopsida; Apiales; Apiaceae.